Metarhizium brunneum ARSEF 3297 is the source of this 828-nucleotide messenger RNA. Its product is annotated as Pyridoxamine 5'-phosphate oxidase family protein ustO. NCBI's taxonomy places the organism in Eukaryota, Fungi, Ascomycota, Sordariomycetes, Hypocreales, Clavicipitaceae. The record is from RefSeq and is a predicted model, not a curated record.
AUGAAGCUCUACCCGUCUCUGUCCGCCGACCUGGCAGCCUGGGCCCAGCGCCAGCCCGUCUUCUUCACCGGCUCGGCCGGCAAGCACGCCCGGCACAUCAACGUGUCGCCCAAGGGCAUGACGGACACGCACUUUGCCGUGCUGUCGCCCACGCGCUGCGCCUACAUCGACCGCACCGGGUCCGGGUGCGAGACGAUUGCGCACGCCUACGAGAACGGCCGCCUGUGCCUCAUGUUCAUGUCGUUUGGCGACGCGCCGCGCAUCAUGCGGCUCUUCUGCACCGCCCGCGUCGUCGAGUUCGACCACCGUGACUUCCAGGGCCUCGUGCGCGCCGUGGCCAGGGGCGGCCGCUCCGCCUUUGACGGGGCCCGUGCCGUCAUCGUCGCCGACAUCUGGGAGGUCCAGACGUCGUGCGGCUUCGGCGUGCCCCGGGUCAAGAGGGGGCUGUACAAGCCUGGCGAGGGGGCGGAUCGCGGCCCCUCGGCCGACGAGCUGCUGCGGCAGGGCUACAACGCCGAGGGCGGCGACGAGGCCAAGCUGGACGAGCUGUGUGUCUUUGAGGCGCGGCCGGCCAUGGACUACUGGGCCGGCAAGCAGGCCGAGGGCAACACCUUGAGGGACUACCAGAAGGCGAACAAUGUGGACAGCAUCGAUGGCCUGCCGGGGCUGAGGGCUAGUCGGAGGGAUGCCGGGGAGGUGUUGUGGGUGAGGGAUGCGAGGGCGUGGGCUGCCGGAGUUGCGAGGGACUGGGAGGCCAUGGCGGUUGGCUUCGUCGCUGCCGUCUUGAUGUAUCUGCUUGUCGGGGGGGUCAGGGCUUUGAGUCUUUGA